UAAUAGCCUCCACAGACUCCGGCCCUGAUAAGGCGCCGUCUGAUCCUUCUAGAGGUUGCUGCAUAAAUAUAGAACCUUUCACCCAAGCAGUACUGAGCUUAGAGUAACGGAUCAUAUUAGACCACUGAUACCGGCACACGACUUCUUAGACUGGGCCAUAUAAUGCAUAUCUGCAAUGGACCCAGUCAGUCGUCCAAUAUCAUGGUCCCGUUGUUUGACCAAGCUGAUAUCAAUAUUGGCAUCACACUACAGCACGCCAACUAUGCUUUCAUCGCUAUAGCAUGUCUAUGGGUUUACGACUUUGCUCUCACCCUCGAUAAAGAUGCCGCGUUCAUACUGGACGCUCCAUGGCGGAUACCCAAACUGACCUAUCUUACCUCCCGAUACUUACCAUUUGCAUUGGUCGUCACCGAUAUGUUUCGAAUUUUACAGCCUGGACUUUCCCUUAAGCUCGAUAAAUCUCAGUCCUGCACAACUUUGUUUGCGUUCAAUACAUAUGUUGGAGGAAUCGUACUGUUUUGUGCAGAAUCACUCUUUAUACAGAGGGUUUUGGCGGUGACGGGUCUCAGACGGCUAAUAGUAGGUUGCAACAUUGUACUCUUCCUGGUCCCAGUGGCGGUGACACUUACAUUGUACAACUCUUCCUCCCCGGUCAUGCAGUCACCUAUUCCAAAAGUUGCAAGUUGCUAUGACAGCAAGCAGAGUCGCAUUGUCAUUGUAGCCUACAUUUUGCUCGUCAUCGUAGAAAUAGAAAUCCUCAGUUUCAUGUUAUACCACUCGUGGAAUCUUUAUAGAGAACAUAGAAACGACAUACCCCUUGUACGGGCCCUGGUCAGACAUAACUUGCUUUACUUUGCCUGUGGGCUUUUAUUUUCCACCAUGGCCGUGGUCGUCGUGCUUACUCUUCCCGCAUCGUACUCAGAGGCGAUAUCAGGUUUACAGUUCAUGAUACACGGAAUACUAGCGACACGCCUGCACCGCGAGCUCUACAACACAGCUCAUCACGAGACUUCCACCGGGAAUGUGUCCCUUCCUCUUGUAUUUGCGCCAGCUUCGUUGGAGAUGCAACCUGAUCCUAGAGGUCCUUCUUCUCUUUAGUAUCCUAGACCAUACUAGACCGAUGAUUUUUAGAUAGAUCUUCUCGGUUGGUAAGAGUAGAUACUGCGUGUAACACCCUUUCCUGCA
This is a messenger RNA of Suillus subaureus, 1185 nucleotides long. RefSeq lists its product as uncharacterized. NCBI's taxonomy places the organism in Eukaryota, Fungi, Basidiomycota, Agaricomycetes, Boletales, Suillaceae. The transcript is spliced from 16 exons. Bases 163 to 1098 code for a protein of 311 amino acids. The record is from RefSeq and is a predicted model, not a curated record.